Molecule: messenger RNA, 1947 nt
Organism: Gaeumannomyces tritici R3-111a-1
Lineage: Eukaryota; Fungi; Ascomycota; Sordariomycetes; Magnaporthales; Magnaporthaceae
Product: plastidic glucose transporter 4
Exons: 7
Coding region: 1-1947 (648 amino acids)
Biological process (GO): transmembrane transport
Cellular component (GO): membrane
Molecular function (GO): myo-inositol:proton symporter activity
Source: RefSeq, a predicted model, not a curated record
AUGCCGCCUCCAAGAGCCGACGACGAGAACCCUCUGCCGCCCGAGGUCAGCGGGUCCAGCCCGUCGGCGCCCCGCAGGUCCAGCAGCGACGUCACCGCCGUCACCGGAGGCACCCAGAUCCAGCAGGCCAAGGUCGGCGGCAUGCCCAUGAGCGGGGAGGCCGCGGGCGCCGCAACCGUCGCGGCGCUUCUGCGGAACCCCCUGAUGGGCAUGUCGGACCAGGAGGUGCUCGACGACGCCGACCGGUUCGUCGAGGACAAGGGCCUGACGGAGCACCGCGAGGCCUUCCGCAAGGGCGCCCUCCUGGCCAAGGUCCUGAACCAGGACAACGGCUUCGAGCGCAUCGACAUCGUGUCCGAAGAGGAGAAGGCCACGCUGCGGCGCGAGGUCUCCAACAGGUGGCACCAGCCCUUUAUGCUCUACUUCCUGUCGGCCCUCUGUGCCGGCAGCGCCAUAGUCCAGGGGAUGGACCAGACCGCCGUCAACGGCGCGCAGGAGUUUUACUUUAAACCUUUCGACAUAGGCGAAGACCAACUUGAGCUCCGUGGGCUUCUUAAUGGAGCACCGUACCUGUGCUCGGCUCUCAUCGGCUGCUGGACGAACCCCAUUCUCAACAAAUGGACAGGCCGCCGGGGCACCAUCUUCAUCUCCUGCUUCAUCUCCGCCAUUACCGGAUUCUGGAUGGCGGCUGCCGACAGCUGGUACAAUCUUCUCAUCGCCCGAUUCGCCCUCGGGUUCGCCAUCGGCGCCAAGUCGAGCACGACGCCUGUGUACUCGGCCGAAUCGACACCAAAGUCCAUCCGAGGCGCACUUACCAUGAUGUGGCAAAUGUGGACAGCUUUUGGAAUCAUGCUCGGCUUCGUCGCAUCUGUCGCUUUUCAACAUGCCGAUUUCCUCGGCGAAAACUCCCAGUGGCGUUGGAUGCUCGCCUCGACCUCGAUUCCCCCGCUAGUCGUCAUGGCUCAGGUCUACUUUUGCCCCGAGAGCCCCAGAUGGUACAUGGGGGAGGGCAGAUUCGACAAAGCCUUUGCAUCAGUAAAACGUCUUCGGCACCUCGAAUGCCAGGCAGCACGGGAUAUGUACCACGCAUACAAGCUCCUCGAGAUUGAGCACCAGCAGCGCGAAGGCCGCAACAUAUGGAAGGAGUUCUUUAUGGUGCGCCGCAACCGCCGCGCCGCCCAGUCCUCGUGGUUCGUCAUGUUCAUGCAACAAUUCUGCGGAGUGAACGUCAUUGCCUACUAUUCGACCGCAAUUUUCCAAGACGCUGGCGCAUCUAGGUCGACGGCAUUGCUGGCUUCGCUUGGCAGCAGCGCCAUCAACUUCGUCUUUGCCAUCCCAGCAAUCUACACCAUCGAUACCUUUGGUCGUCGAAACCUGCUCCUUACCACGUUUCCCCUCAUGGCGCUGUGCCUCUUCUUCACCGGCUUCUCCUUUUUGAUGCCGGAGGAAACGGCCAACGGGGAGAAAAACCCCGCACGCCUGGGCAUGAUCGCGGCCGGCAUAUACAUCUUCAUGAUGGUCUACAGCCCCGGCGAGGGGCCGGUGCCCUUCACGUACUCGGCCGAGGCGUUCCCGCUACACAUCCGCGACAUCGGCAUGAGCAGCGCCACGGCCACCAAGAACCUGACGCUCGAGGAGCUCGACAACGUGUUUGGCGUCAGCAACCGUGACCACGGCAAGUACUACAUGGACAAACUGCCCUGGUACCUGCGCAAGCACGUUCUGCGCCAGGACGCCGACCACUUCCCGCCGCUGUACCAGUUCGCCGAGAGCGAGGGGCUCGUCGAGGCCGACAAGGUGGCCCGCGGGACCGGCGGCGGCAACGGCGGCGGCGACGAGAAGCCGACGGCCCACGAGAACGAGUUGGGCGGCGUCGUGCAGCACGCUUCCAACGCCGAUGACCCGGCCUUUGGCGGUCUAGGUGACGAGAAAACGACCAAGGACUGA